Messenger RNA from Nylanderia fulva, 537 nucleotides. Lineage: Eukaryota; Metazoa; Arthropoda; Insecta; Hymenoptera; Formicidae. The record is from RefSeq and is a predicted model, not a curated record.
AUGGAAGGAGAAGUACGCAAAGGCGGCCCCGGCGCUCCAAUGGCUCAGCGCACGGCAUUCGGGUGGAUUCUCCUGGGCGAAGUCGACGGCGCAGCAAGGUCCGGGGAGGCAUCAUCCCAUCACUGCCAAGUAGACGAGGACCUCGUGGGACUGGUGCGUCAAUUCUGGAGCCAGGAAGAACCACCGACCAGUUCCACGCCGCUCACGGAGGACGAGCAACGCUGCGAGACAUUCUAUGUCUCAUCGCUCCGCCGCACGCCUGAGGGACGGUACGUCGUGCGCCUCCCGACUACCACGACGCUGCCAGACUUCGGCGAGACGCAGCGCACGGCCGCAUGGCUGGUUCGCUGCAUGGAACACCGGUUUGCGAAAGACCCGGACUUGCAUCGGCUCUACUGCACCUUCAUGCGAGAGUAUGAGACGCUCGGCCACAUGCUAGCAGUCUCCCCGCCGUCGGAGGUCGAGCGCGCGCGCACAUGCUAUCUCCCGCAUCACGGCGUACUCAAGGAAGCUGCACCAGAGAAAGAAUCAGAGUAG